AUGAUAGAAAACUUAGCCAAACUGGAUGUUAGAUGCUUACAUAGACACUCAACGCCCUCCUCCUUGCCUUAUGCAAUCAAUCUCGCAUCUAUUGCUGAAACUCCUCAACGUAUCGAUAAUGAAAGGGGCCUCAGGAUGACCUCGUCAGAGUCGACGAAUUCUGACAGUCCGAGUUCAGUAUCCGAAAUCGAACUUGCAACCCCUCUCAAAGAGAAUGCAAAUGGCAGUGCUGGUCACUCUUCCAAGGAAGGAGGGUUUUGUAGAUUUAGUGACAACUCUAAUCAAACGACGCUCGUGGAUCCCAUGACUAAAGGCCUCACCUUUUGUGAGUGGGUAUCGAACCAAAGAAACAACAACAAAAAGUGGAAAAAAGAAGGAGCGGUAAUCGAAAAGCCAAUGUGUUUAUCGCAUAUUGGGAUAAGGCACACGCACACGCUUGAUUUUACUGAUUUUAUCAACGCGUGUCAUCUCCUCCAGAAGUCGCUUGAGAGUCCCAAAUCCGUCUCGUCAUCUCAAAUGAUGAAUGCUAUGCCUAUUUUGCGUGAUUACUGGUUCGACAACGCUACGUCAUCUACCGUCACAGUUGAGGCUUUGGACGACCUUCUCUCAGCGAUUGCACUGUUCUCACCUUCAGUUGUUGGUCGAAUCGUGAACCAACGGGAUAAAGAGGGCUGCACUUUCGUCCAUAUCGCGAUUCGCAAACGCCUUUGGCGGUUGAUUGAGACAGCCCUUGAGGUGUGUCGUGAAUUCGACCUCAAUCUAACCGACGCCUGUGGUCGAACGCCCCUCACGCUGAUGGUCUCCUGUGCCUCUCAGUCUAGAACCAGACAGCCUGGUGGUGGUGGUGGUGGUGGUGGUGGCGGUGGUGGUGGUGGUGGUGGUGGUGGUGGUGGU
Hydatigera taeniaeformis is the source of this 894-nucleotide messenger RNA. The record is from the annotation of a GenBank genome assembly. Lineage: Eukaryota; Metazoa; Platyhelminthes; Cestoda; Cyclophyllidea; Taeniidae.